AUGAAUAAGGCUAAGGAAGUCUCAAUUCCACUUACGGGUCACUUUAAACUGAACAUCAAGCAGUGUCCUACAAGUGAGAAAGAUAAAGAAGAUAUGAAAAAGGUUCCUUAUGCCUCGGCUGUCAGUAGUUUGAUGUAUGCCAUGGUUUGCACCAGACCAGAUAUUGCUGAUGUUGUUGGAGUAGUCAGUCGGUAUCUCUCUAAUCCUGGUAAGGAGCAUUGGAAUGCUGUCAAAUGGAUUCUCAGGUAUAGCAAGGGAACUUCUAGAUUGUGUCUAUGUUUCGGUAAUGGUAAAACUAUGCUAGAUGGGUACACUGAUGCAGAUAUGGCAGGUGAUCUUGACAAUGGGAAGUCCACAUCUGGGUACUUGAUGAUCUUUGUAGGGGGAGCAGUGUCAUGGCAAAGUAAGUUACAGAAGUGUAUCGCCCUUUCUAGUACGAAGGCAGAGUAUAUUGCAAUCACGGAAGCAUGCAAGGAGACUUUUUGGUUGCAGAAAUUUCUUCAAGAGUUGGGUAUGAAGCAAGAGAAGUCUUCUUCACGAAGUGGAACUGUUCCGAAAGCUUCACAAUUGGAUUCAUCAAGAGAAGAUUAUAUAAGUUUGCCUCAGGGUGAAGAAGAACUGAGAAUUAGCUACAUGGUGACCAUCUCAAGAAAUUGGAGCAGGGAAAAGAUUCAGCUUGAGAUUGCAAGGCAGCUAGAGCUCACUGUGGAAGGCCCUAAAUCUGGAGAUGAACUUACGAGCAAGUUAUUUCAUGCACUGCAAAGCAAGAAGUAUUUGUUGAUACUUGAUGACGUAUGGGACAAUAUUAAUUUGGAGGCACUAGGUGUUAAUUUGGAGAGCCAUUCUAGGUUAGUGGUGGCAACAAGAUCUGUUCAUAUUUGCAAAAUAAUGGCCUUGGAUCAACAGAUAGAAGUAAGUGCCCUUCCUUGGAAAGAAGCAUGGAAUCUAUUCCAAGAGCAGGUAGGAGGCCUCAUUGAUUCCCCCAAUAUAAGGCCUCGUGUGGUAGUAAUAGUUUCAGAAUGUGAUGGUUUGCUAUUGAUGAUAAUUGUGAUUGGAAGAGCCUUGGCUAAGGAAAAUGAUGUCUUGGGCUGGAGGCUUGUGCUGAGUAAUCUUUCAUCAGUUACCGAACUAAAAUCUGGUGACACCGAAAGUCAUGAUGAAGUUCUACUCCAAAAGCUAACAGUUGGUUAUGACAAAUUGCAUGACUAUGAUUUGAAGCAUUGCUUCCUAUAUUGUGUUUUGUUUCCAGAGGAUCACAACAUUCAAAUAACUGAGCUUAUCAAUUAUUGGAUCCAGGAAGGCCUUGUCACGGGGAAUCCAGUAGAUGCAUCAAGGAAAGGGUUCAGAAUUGUUUGGCAUCUUACUGAAGCCUCUCUAGUGGAACGUGUUGAUGGUAUUUCAAUUAAAAUGCAUAACUUGAUAAGGGAUUUGGCAUCUUGGAUCAUCCUAUCAGAAGAUGGAUCCUUGGAUUUCUUGGUGGGAAGGAAAUUCAACAAAGUUGGAAACCAAGAGCUGAUGUUGGGACCAAGGACAAGAUUAAUUACAUGCAGCCCCCAAAAGUUGCCCAGGGUAGAAGAUCGCCUCUUGUCAAGAGCUGGGGCAGGUUUACCAUUACCACCAACACAAAAUGAAUGGGAAGAAACUGAGAUGAUAUUUCUCAUGGAUAAUGGCAUUUCAAAGCUACCCAAGGAACCAAAUUGCCGCAAGUUAAAGAUGACAAAUAUAAGAUCCUUACCAUCAUUACUUUACAACUUAAGUGGACUCCAAGCGCUAAUUCUUUGCCAUUGCCCAUGCUUAUCUGAGAUUUCUCCCAGAGUUGGGGAGGUAAAGCCCAUAGAGAUUCUUGAUCUGACAGGUACUGAGAUUUAUAGCCUACCUGAUACCAUUGGCAAAUUAUCAUCUCUCAAGCAUCUUCAUUCACUGGAAGAAUUGAGCAUUGAAGUGCAACCCAGGGAUACUCAGUGGAAUACAGAUGCAGAAUUUGUUGCAGAGGAAUUGAGCAAUCUGAGCAAUUUGGAUACUCUUUGUAUUUGUUUCCCCGAAAUAAAGUUUCUAAAGACUUUCCUUGGAUCCAGUCCUGCUUGGAAAGCUGAUAAUUUGAGGAAGUUCAAAUUUGUCAUUGGCCAUGAUAUCAAAAGGUCGACAUCUCGUGUCCCAAGACGUACAGAGCAGGAUUAUGAUCAGGAACACAAGUGCUUGAGAUAUGUCAAUACUGAUAUUGAUCACAUACCUAAUGAAGUUAAGGAUAAAGAGGUUUGUGCUGCUGAAAUUCCAAAACUGAAAAAGUUGGAACUUCGUUAUCUGACUCAGUUGGUUAGAAUCUGUCAUCAAUCUUAUCAGCAUAUUGAGCAUCUCAAUAUUAAAUACUGCCCAAAGUUUGAGUCCAACUAG
Molecule: messenger RNA, 2391 nt
Organism: Coffea arabica (coffee)
Lineage: Eukaryota; Viridiplantae; Streptophyta; Magnoliopsida; Gentianales; Rubiaceae
Source: RefSeq, a predicted model, not a curated record